UACAUAAAUAAGAAAUUGUUUCCAAAUUGAAAAUAAAAGUUUUAUUUAUGUUCACGUUUUAUAUUUCAUUAAAAAAAAUUGUGUGAUGGUUUAUUUCUUUGGACUGGAUGGGAAAUUGGUUUUGUCAGUGAUAAUUUUAAUAUUUUUAUAUUAUGUUGCAUGGAUUUUUUCUCCAUUUAUAUUAGUUGAAGACGAUAACUUGAUAGACAAAUUUUUUGGUCCUAUAAAUUUAGCUUUUGCUAUUCCAGUAACAUUUGGAGUUGUAUUCAUUUCAAGCGUUGCUAUAUCCACAAUAUCUUGCUGUUGGAAAUAUAUUGUUUAGUUUAAUUAAAUCUAAGCAUAUAAGAUGUCAGAGGACGAAAAUUCAAGUAGUAAUUCUGAGCAGAAAAUAAUUUUUAAGAGAAAAAUUAAAAAAAAUUUGCGUCAAAGAAGGCAUUCAGAAGAGGAAGAUGAAAAAUCGGAAGAAGAUAACAGUUUAGAAAUAUUAUCUAAGCUCUCCGAAACAAAAGAAAGGCAAAAAUUAAGAACGCGACCGCAUGGUGUUAGUAUAAUUGGUUUAGCUAUAGGAAAGAAGUUGGGUCCAGAAGAAGAAUUAACUAUAAAAGAUCCUUUCAAUGCAAAAACUGGUGGAAUGGUUAAUAUGCAAGCUUUAAAAUCGGGCAAAAUAAAAGAAACCGUUGAUGAUGCAUACGAUGUUGGUAUAGGAACUCAGUUUUCGGCAGAAACAAAUAAACGUGAUGAAGAUGAAGAAAUGAUGAAAUAUAUUGAACAACAACUUAAAAAAAGAAAAGGAGUUAAAACAGAUGAUUUUAAAGAUGGUGGUGAUGAUAAUCAAAAAUAUUUAUCACCAGAAGAUGCUGCUCUUUAUGCUUUACCAGAUCAUUUAAGACAAAGUUCAACAAAUCGUUCAGAAGAAAUGUUAUCAAAUCAAAUGCUUAAUGGUAUUCCAGAAGUUGAUUUAGGUAUUGAAGCUAAAAUAAAAAAUAUUGAAGCAACAGAAGAAGCAAAACGUAAAUUAGUACAAGAUCAACGUAAUAAAAAAGAUGGUCCAUCACAAUUUGUUCCAACUAAUAUGGCUGUAAAUUUUAUGCAGCAUAAUCGAUUUAACAUAGAAGAAUCUGAACCACCAAAAAAGAAAAAAAUAAAUACUAUUGUAGAUGCUGAAAAACCAGCUGGACAGAAAAAAGCAACUGAUGAUUAUCAUUACGAUAAAUUCAAAAAGCAAUUCCGAAGAUACUAAGAGAAAUUAGGAUAAUUUAUAAUUGUAUAUUUUUUGAGGACAUAAUAAUAAAAUUAAUUGAUUAUGGAAAAUUUA
This is a messenger RNA of Condylostylus longicornis, 1315 nucleotides long. Its product is annotated as splicing factor C9orf78. The record is from RefSeq and is a predicted model, not a curated record. Lineage: Eukaryota; Metazoa; Arthropoda; Insecta; Diptera; Dolichopodidae. Gene Ontology annotation, biological process: mRNA splicing, via spliceosome. Gene Ontology annotation, cellular component: spliceosomal complex. Bases 347 to 1240 code for a protein of 297 amino acids. The transcript is spliced from 5 exons.